ACUGGGCGCGCAAUGCUUUCGAGCGUUUCGCGUGAUUGCGUCUGGGUGCUCAAUCGAUAUCAGUGCCCCACCACGUUUUCCAAUGGUGCGGCGGCCGCGGCCGUCCUGGUAGGUCUGCCACAGUCGCCGUCUGUGACUGGUGACCCUGCAGAGCGCCGGUGCUGGUGCUGAGCUGGUGCCAUCAGAGGUGGGGGCGCUGAGUCGCCGCACACCAAUCGCUAGUCACCAUUGAUCCCACAAGAUCAGCCAUGGCCGACACGCUGGGCGAAAUCCAGAAAAUGGGCUACCUCAAAGUCCGCAGGAAAGAAGAAAAGAAGUUCAAGAAGAGAUGGGCUGUUUUACGCCAGGACACGGCCUCAGUGGAUAUUUAUGAGUCUGACAAGAAAUGGAGAGCCAGAGACAAAUGCAAAAUGACGAUCCCGCUGUCACCGUGCUUCAGCGUCAGCAAGAAGGAGGAGCCCAAGUGCAAGUACGCCAUCGGCCUGAUGGGCACGGUGAGCUACACGCUGGGACUGGACUCGGAUGAGGAGCAGACGGACUGGUUGCUGCGGCUGCGCUGGGUGCACCAGGGCGGUCGGCACGCCGACGCCGAGCCGCCGCGGCCGCACUACGACUCCAUGUGGGAAGUGACGAUCACCGACCGCGGCCUGGGCAGCACCAAGAAACUCAACGGCCAGUAUUGUGUGGGCCUCACCUGUGACGGCAUUCAGCUCAUCAACAAACGCAACAACAACGAGACCUACGACCUGCCGUUCUCCGUGAUCCGCGGCUGCCGCCACAUGGAGUGUUUCUUCUGGCUGGAGGUGGGCCGCACCUCGUGUUUUGGAGCCGGAGAGAUCUACAUGCAGCUCGCCGAACGUAUCUACGCCCAGAAUAUGCACGAGGUUAUGAAGACAAAGUUCAAUUCUCGGAGCAGCGAGUCGAGCAGCCAGCAGGGCGAGUCGCGGCCGCGCGUCGCCUCCACUUCAGAGCCGUCGCGGCCCAUCAACGUGGCAAAAGGUCGCCGCAACACCUACUCAUCCAACAACAGUUCCCACACGUCUGUGAACACGAUUCCUGCGGCGACCACGCCGGGUCGCGACCGGUCCGGGUCGGUGCCCAGUCGGCCGCGCACGACCAGCGAGGGGACGGGCGACCGGCACCACGCCACGCUGCACGGGCACCACACCCGCUCUCGGGUCGGCACGGACAGCCACAGCCGCAUCUCGCUGGUGGCUCACUCGCGCAGCUCCAGCAUGACGGCCGGAUCGCCGCCCGUGCCCAGCAGCUCCUUCAGCCCGGCGUCCGUGGAUAGCAGCUCCUCGUACAGUAUCGACGAGCACGGCAGCGUCUGUCACCCGAUUACCUCCGAGAACACGAUUGUCGAGGAGGCCGCCGGCGACUACCUGAUGGUGGACCGCGGCCGCGCCAGCGCCGAGCCGCAGGAUGCCGCCGGCGGCCGGAAGCGCUCGCUGCCGCCGCUGUCGCUGCCGCUGGCGCCGGCCGGCUCGGCGUCGGCCGGACCGCCGUCGGCCGACUCGCCUUAUCUGCCGAUGGUGAUCUCGCCGGGCCGGCAGCCGGCGCCGGCCGGGGCCGAGGAGGCGCCCGCCUACCUGCCGAUGGUGAUCGCGCCCGGCGGCGGCGGCGACACGCCCGACGGAUACAUCACCAGCCCCACUCCGAGCCAGGGCCACCGCGGCCACCACAGCCGCGACUCGAGCCUCACCGAGGACAGCUACGUGCCCAUGUUUCCUCAGUCGGAGCACGGCGACUACCUGGACAUGCGCGUGGGCGGCGGCAGCGCGUCGCACCUCUCCGAUGCGGAACUGAGCUACAGCGGGGCCGACCCGGAGGGUUACGUGCCGUUCGCACCGGGACACCCGCACUUUGCGGGCGAGGCCGUCAGCCCCAGUAUGGACGUGCACCCGGCUGGCAAACGAGCCAGCAAAAUAUCGGACGCCGACUCGUACGUCGAGGUGUCGCCGGGCUCCAGCUGCAGUCUGCUCUCGGGUACGCCGCAGUCGGAGUCGGCCCACCUGGACCGCGCCGCGCCGCUCACCGUGCUCACGCCGCCCUCCGAGGACGCGCAGCCGACCGGCCGACACGCCGCCGCCAGCGCGGCCGACCGGCAGCACGCCAGUCGGAGUGACGGCGAGAGCACGCGCAUGCGCGCCUUUUCGCUGGGCAGCCGCCUGAGCCAGGCGCUGAAGCCGCGCCGCCGUGAUCGCUCCGAGAGUGACUCGAACUCCACCGAGCGGCCGUCCACCGGCGAGCCUGGAGUCCACAGCAGUUCUGGAGCGGUGAGCGGCUCGCCGCACCUGAGCUCGUCUCUGGACUCGCCGCUGACGCCGCUCAAGGAGUACUGCCGGCGCCGACAGAAGGGCACCGAGCUGCGCGAGCAGACGGGUAGCCCGGCGGCGGAGUCGCACUGCAGCCAGGACAGCCUGCGGCACCGGCCGCGCUCCAACUCUCAGAGCAGCCAGGGCAGCGACAAGACUCACAGCAAUGGCUGGCGGAUGCUGUUCAAGCGUCGCGACAAGAAGUCGACCGGCUCUCUGCCGGUGGACGUGCCGGCGCAGCGCGCGCCCCGAUCGCCGAACCACCCGCCGCCCUGCGCCGAGGAGACCUACGUCGGCGUGGCGAUGGGAGCGCCGGCGCGCGCGGGCGGCGGCACCCGGCGCCGGCACCGGCCCAAGCGGCGCGACGCGCAGCCGCACUACACGGACGACGACUACCUGAUGAUGGGUCCGAUGCACCUGGACGAGGACACGUCGUCCGGCUCGCAGGCCGGCUCGCUGAAGCGGCGCACUCCGGCCGUCCGGCGCGCACCGACCACCGAGAACGACAGCUACAUGUCGAUGGAGCCGGUGCGGCCGCUGGGCAGCCCGCUGGCCAGUCCCGCCGGCGGCGACUACCUCAACAUGGACAUGUCGCUGCGCCGCGCGCCGCCCACCGCCGCGCCCACGUCCGACUACGUGAACAUGGAGAUUAGCGGCGGCGUGCCGGGCCCGACGCCACCGCCGGCCGCCGACACCUCCGACUACCUGGCCAUGACGCCGCGCUCGCUGGCCACGCCGCCCGGUGUCCCAGCGGCCGCUCCGGCGGCGGCGGCGCCGGCCGGCUCGGACGGCGACUAUCUGGAGAUGUCGCUGGGCAGCCGGCCCACGCCAGCGAUGCCCGUGAUGCGCUCCCGCUCUGCACGCUCCUCGGCGGAACGGGAGCCGGAGCGGUGGCCGGCUGGCAGCCGGCGCGACCCGGACGCCUACUGUGCGAUGGAGGCGCCGCGCCGGCCCGUCUCGGCCCUCCUCUCCGUGCAGACCUCCCUAGACGGCGGCGACACGGAGCGCCGAAAGUCGGACACGACGUCUCCGGACGACCGCCGCCGCAGCAUGGGCUCCGGGUUCAGCCCCGGACCGGGCUCCGGCUCCGGAACCAAGGUGCAGCGGAAAAACUCUGGGGUGACCGGCGCCGGCCUGCUGCGCAAACUGGACGCCAUGAACCCGCGCGCUAUGUUCCGCACGCUCAGCCAGCGCGGCAAGAAGGACUCGAAGCGCCUGUCGCCGGGCGCGGCGGAGGGCGGCGCCGCGCCGACCAGUAUAGACCGCUCGCCAUCCUCCCAGUCUCUGUCGUCGUCCAACAGUAUACAGGAGGAGGUGGAGGUGGGCGCCGGCGCCGACUGCGAGCCGCUGACGUCCAGUGGCGUGCCCGUGUUCCGAGCCGCCGAGCCGGCGCCCGAGUCGCGGCUCGGCUCGGCCAGUCCGUGCGGCUCGGUGGCCAGCGUCACGCCGCGCGCCUCGCUGGCCAGCUCGCAGGCGACCACGCCGCGCCAGACGCCGGCGCCGACACCAACCCCCACCCCGCUGCCGCUGACCACCAGCAGCUCCCUGACGAGCUUCGCGCCGGCGGCGGCGGCGGCAGCGGCGGCCGCGGCUCCGGCGGUCCGGCAGCGGCACGAGUCGAACCCGCCGCCGUGCAGCCAGAGCCGGCAGCAGCGGCCGCAGACGAGCUGCGGCUCGCGCUCGCUGACGGCGCUGCCCACAGAGGAGCCCGAGGUGGUGUACGCCUCGCUGGACCUGGUGGACGGCGACACUGCCGCCUGCCAGGCGCAGCUCGCCGCUGCCAGCAAGCUCACCUACGCCAAGAUCGACUUCAAAGAGACGGGAAAGCUGAAGCAGCGCGACAGCUAAGGUCGGGCGGCGGCGGCCGCGGCGGCGGUGGUGCGGUGCGACCCGGGCGGCUCGCCGACUCCGGUGGGUCGCUCCGGCCGGCCGCGCGGACACUGCCCUAAGCCGCCGUCUGGUGGGCGGGUCCCGGGUCACUGCGCCGGGGCCGCCUACCCUCCACGGCGCGCCGCGCGUGCCCGUAUUUUACCGAGGUAUUUUGUUAUUUUAUAUACAAGUUUAUUUAAAGCGUAGCGGCGUGUGGCUGCUGUGUGCAGGCGGUGGCGCUGUGGUCGUCUUCUACGGGGCGGCGCGCCGGCCCGGUGGUGCUCUGAGCUUUGCUGCGCGCCCGUCGUGAUGUGCGUCUGUUAUGUGUAAGCGCGUGUUGGCGGUGUGAGUGUGUGAGAGGUGUCUGCGCGCGCUGUGCGGCUCGGUGUGGCACCGGCGGACUGCAGCCGGCGCUCCGGCGGGGCAGGGCCGCCGCGCCGCGCCCGCCGACCGGCGCUGGUCGCCGGCGGACAGCCGUCAGGUAAUGGCCGGGUGGGGCGGCCGUCCUCUGUUAGAGGAGCCCCACGGCCCGCGAGUGUGGUUUUAUUGUUGUUAUGUAAGGAUCAUAUCAGUGUUGUUUUAUACAUCUGUUGAGUCUUAUUUGCUCCGUUCAAGACGCCGCUAGUCAUUUGUGGUCUUGUUCGGCAUCGCUUGUCAAUGCUCGGCCGCGAGCCGGGCCAACAUUUAACUAACAUUGGCCACGUACUGUGCAUAGAUAAUUAUUUUAAUACAGGAGUGCUAGGUACGAA
Amphibalanus amphitrite is the source of this 4936-nucleotide messenger RNA. Its product is annotated as insulin receptor substrate 1-like. Bases 249 to 4166 code for a protein of 1305 amino acids. The transcript has 16 exons. The record is from RefSeq and is a predicted model, not a curated record. Gene Ontology annotation, molecular function: phosphatidylinositol 3-kinase binding; insulin receptor binding. Gene Ontology annotation, cellular component: plasma membrane; cytosol. Lineage: Eukaryota; Metazoa; Arthropoda; Thecostraca; Balanomorpha; Balanidae. Gene Ontology annotation, biological process: insulin receptor signaling pathway.